AUGCGCUCUCAGAGGAUGAAUGUACUUAUCAAACAUCAUGGGAGCUUCCGGUUGUCCAUCGGUUGCCAGGUCAGCCAUCUAAGUAACCAGUUCCAACUCCUGUGCAAGGUGGCAUUCACCAUGACCCAGAGAGAGACAGGGUCAAGGUCCUUUUCAGUUUCAGUUUCCAUCUCCCCAUCAGGGGCUCUAAAACGGACCCUGGCCUUGGGAGACCCUGGUAGAUUUUCUUCCCCCCUCUUCCUCAGUGACCAGCUCUUCUCACUCUGUGUCACUUCAGAGAAACCAGUGCAGCUGGGAUCUGAAUCUCUUCCUCCUCUUUUAUACAGCUUUCAGAACUCACAGAGAGAAGAUGUAGUGUUGACCUCCUGUGACUUUAACAACGACAACGAACCGUUCUGCAGGUUUACUCAGGACAACACAGACAACAAUGACUGGACACGGCACAAAGGUCCAACCCCAACAACUGGCACUGGACCUGAUGGAGACUAUCCUGAUGGAAAGGGCUUUUUUAUCUACCAUGAGUGUGACAAUGUGUCUAACGGACAGAAGGCUCGUCUGCUGAGCCCAGCCCUCUCAUCAUCAACCUCUCAGAUCUGUGUGGGGUUUCGAUACUACAUGUAUGGCUCCGACAAUCGCAAUUUGUUGAGAGUCCUUGCCAAGAGACCAGAAAGUGAGGAGGAGGUCUGGAGUAGGACUGGUAUCCAGAGUAGAUCCUGGCUGAAGGGCUCUGUCACUGUGCCAAAACCGAGCAGUCAGAGCAUCACUAUUGUCUUUGAGGCUCAGAGAGGCUUCUCUUCUUCCUGUGACUCAGCUCUGGACAACAUUGUCAUUACUGAAGGAGCAUGUCCCUCUUGUGUUUCUGGCUGUGAUUUUGACACUCUUGGUGACCUGUGUGGGUGGAUGACUGAAACUGGAAAUCCUGAUGUGUUUGGCUUUGAUCAGUGGAUUGGGCCAACGGACACUGAAGGCACCGGACCUGAUGAUGACUUUUCCAAACCUGGAUUGGGUGCCUACAUGUUGCUGGAUUCUUUUGAGGCUAUCCCUGGAGUCAAGGCUCAGAUUAGAAGUCCUGUAAUAACCCCCUCCACUGGUUGUCUGGACCUCACCUUUCACUAUUAUCUAUAUGGCACCAGCACCACCAUGGAGCUCAGCGUCCACACUGUCACCGCAGGUGGAAGCAUUGGACCAGCUCUGUUCACUAUCAGGGGUAACCAGGGCCAAGGCUGGAAGCCUGCAGAAGUGCGCUACGUGGGAAAUGCUGCCAUUCAAUUUGUGAUUGUGGGUACCUUUGGAGAAACUCCCCAGACAGAUAUUGCAGUGGAUGCGGUGUGUGUCAUGGCCUGCAAAGCUCAGCCAACAACUCCUCCACUGGUAACAACAGCAAAACCAACAACUCCUGGAUUAACUUCACCUAAACCAACAAGUCCUGGUCCAUCAACACCUAAACCAACUCCUGGACCUGGCACUCCAAAACCAACAACUCCUGGUCCAUCAACACCUAAACCAACUCCUGGACCUGGCACUCCAAAACCAACAACUCCUGGUCCAUCAACACCUAAACCAACUCCUGGUCCAUCAACACCGAAACCAACUCCUGGUCCAUCCACACCUAAACCAACUCCUGGACCUGGUACUCCAAAACCAACAACUCCUGGUCCAUCAACACCUAAACCAACUCCUGGUCCAUCAACACCUAAACCAACUCCUGGACCUGGCACUCCAAAACCAACAACUCCUGGUCCAUCAACACCUAAACCAACUCCUGGUCCAUCAACACCUAAACCAACUCCUGGACCUGGCACUCCAAAACCAACAACUCCUGGACCAUCAACACCUAAACCAACUCCUGGUCCAUCAACACCUAAACCAACUCCUGGACCUGACACUCCAAAACCACCAACUCCUGGUCCAUCAACACCUAAACCAACUCCUGGUCCAUCAACACCUAAACCAACUCCUGGACCUGGCACUCCAAAACCACCAACUCCUGGUCCAUCAACACCUAAACCAACUCCUGGACCUGGCACUCCAAAACCAACAACUCCUGGUCCAUCAACACCUAAACCAACUCCUGGUCCAUCAACACCUAAACCAACUCCUGGACCUGGCACUCCAAAACCAACAACUCCUGGUCCAUCAACACCUAAACCAACUCCUGGUCCAUCAACACCUAAACCAACUCCUGGACCUGGCACUCCAAAACCAACAACUCCUGGUCCAUCAACACCUAAACCAACUGCUGGUCCAUCAACACCUAAACCAACUCCUGGUCCAUCAACACCGAAACCAACUCCUGGUCCAUCAACACCUAAACCAACUCCUGGACCUGGUACUCCAAAACCAACAACUCCUGGUCCAUCAACACCUAAACCAACUCCUGGUCCAUCAACACCUAAACCAACUCCUGGACCUGGCACUCCAAAACCAACAACUCCUGGUCCAUCAACACCUAAACCAACUCCUGGUCCAUCAACACCUAAACCAACUCCUGGACCUGGCACUCCAAAACCAACAACUCCUGGUCCAUCAACACCUAAACCAACUCCUGGUCCAUCAACACCUAAACCAACUCCUGGACCUGGCACUCCAAAACCAACAACUCCUGGUCCAUCAACACCUAAACCAACUCCUGGACCUGGCACUCCAAAACCAACAACUCCUGGUCCAUCAACACCUAAACCAACUCCUGGUCCAUCAACACCUAAACCAACUCCUGGACCUAUCACUCCAAAACCAACAACUCCUGGACCAACUACACCAAAACCAACAACAUCCAAGCCACCAAAACCAUGUCCUCCCGAUGCAGAGUAUAUAGAAUGUGGUCCAGCUUGUAUACCCACCUGUAUGGAACCCUCAUCCAACUGCUCUGGCUCCUGUAUCAGUGCCUGCUUCUGUAAACCAGGGUUUGUUUUCAAGGGACGGCACUGUGUGCCACUGGAGAAAUGUGGCUGUCUGGAUGACCAAAAUAACUAUUAUGAGCCUGGUGAGAUUGUACUUGGUGAUGGCUGCUCAAAACUGUGUCGCUGUGUAGGGAACUACACUUUGGAAUGUGUUGAUAACUCCUGCGACUCCACUGAAGAGUGUCGCGAGGUUAACGGUGUCGAGGGCUGCUAUCCUAAAGAUACAUCCACAUGCAUAGCAUCUGGUGAUCCCCACUAUACCACCUUUGACAAAAAAAAUUACAACUUCAUGGGCAACUGCAGCUAUUUGAUGUCUGCACCCUGCAAUGAAACAACUCUGCCAUACUUUGAGAUCCAUGCCGAUAAUGAAAAUCGCUAUAACAGACCUACCAUCUCCUACGUGAAGGCCGUACAUGUAUAUGUAUAUAAUGUGAAGAUCUCUAUCCUCAAAGGGGGCACUUGUCAGGUGAAUGGAACCAUUGUAAAUCUGCCAGUGACUCCAGUCCCUGGUGUUUCUGUGUUUAAGUCAGGAAAACACUACACUGUGUCCAUGAACUUUGGUGUAACUGUUCGCUAUGACGGAAACCACUUCAUGGACAUCAAAGUGAUCAAAGACUAUCAAAACAAACUGUGUGGACUGUGUGGAGAUUACAAUGGAGAUACUAAAGAUGACUUCCGUAAACCAGAUGGAUCGUUGACCAACAAUGCCAAUGACUUUGGACAAAGCUGGAACACUGACCCAGAGUGUAAUAAGAAACCCAACACCACCAUCCCUGGGUGUGAUGAAGACGAGCAGGAUCUGUAUGAGAGCUCUGGAUACUGUGGAAUCCUCCUGGACAAAAAUGGUCCUUUUGCUGUGUGCCACCCCAAAGUCAACCCCAAUAAUUACUUCAAAAACUGUGUCUUUGAUCUGUGCGAGCUGGAGGGGCACAAGCCGAUUCUGUGCGAAGCCAUCGAAGCCUACGUCAAUGAAUGCCAGGACCGUGGUGUCAACAUUGGGCCCUGGAGGAAUGAAACCUUCUGCCCGCUGAAUUGCCCCAGCAACAGCCACUAUGAGCCCUGUGCAGACCCAUGCCAGGAAACAUGUUCUGGAAAACCUCCCUCCUGUGAUGGACCCUGCUCAGAAGCUUGUGUGUGCAAUCCUGGCUAUGUCCUGAGUGCCGGCAAGUGUGUCAUGAAGAAUUCUUGUGGCUGCAAUCACACCAACGGCCAGUAUUAUGAGCCAGGAGAGGAGUUUUAUGAAGAAGAUUGUAAGCGUAAGUGUAGGUGUGAUGCUUCCUCCAUUACCUGUGUGGCCUCUGAAUGCCCUCCAAUGCAUGAGUGUAAACUCCAGAAUGGUGAGCUGGCGUGCUAUCCCACUGACUCUCAAGACUGUGUGGUUUCUGGUGAUCCUCACUACACUACGUUUGACAAGAAGUACUACAGCUUCAUGGGAACAUGUACCUACACACUGGCCAGAACCUGCAAGAACAACACAGGUCCUUGGUUCUCAGUGGAGGCAAAGAAUGAGGAGCGAGGGGUGUCAGGACUGUCCUACCUGAGAAAACUCUAUGUCACUGUAAAUGGAAUCACUGUGACUAUGAUGAAAACCAGGAAGAUUCUGGUAAAUGGACUGCGGGUGGCCCUCCCUUACAUAGCCUCACCUCACAUCUCUCUCCGGCUUGCCGGUCAGUACGUCAUCCUGCAGACGCCCUUUGGUCUCCAGGUGCGUUGGGAUGGAAACCAUUACGCACAGAUCUCAGUUCCCAGCUCCUACUAUGACCAAAUGUGUGGUCUCUGUGGUGACUACGAUGGGAGCCCAGACAAUGAUUUCACCACUCCAGAUGGCACUUUGGUAGGAAAUGUCAAUGACUUUGGGAACAGCUGGCAGACAGAAGAGGAUGAGGAUGACUCGUGUAUGCCAGACAUCAAGCCUGACCCAGACUGUGACCCCAAACUUGAAGCAGAGCUGGUGAAACCAGACAAGUGUGGCAAAAUCACAGACCCUGCUGGACCCUUCAGGGAGUGUGUCAAGGUGGUGAAUCCCACUCCAUUUUUCCAGAGCUGUGUGUAUGACAUGUGUCAGUUCAGUGGACAGCAGCAUGUACUGUGUGACCAGCUCCAGGCCUACACUGAUGCUUGCCAGAGUGCUGGAGCCAAGGUCUACCAGUGGAGGACUCCAGACUUCUGCCCACUGGCUUGUCCUCCCAACAGCUCCUACUCUCUGUGUGUGAGUUCCUGCCCAGAGACUUGUCUGGGUGUGGUGGGCUCCCCCGGCUGUGAGGACGUGUGUGUGGAGGGUUGCAAGUGUGACCCAGGCUUCAUCCUCAGCAACGACAAGUGUGUGGCACUGAAAGACUGUGGCUGUGUUGACACCAGUGGAUCCUAUCAUCCCGUUGGUGACGAGUGGUACUUGGAGGGUUGUGAGCAGAAGUGUGCCUGUCACAGUGGAGGACUGAUCCAGUGUCACAACAGCAGCUGUAAACCAACCACUGAGAGCUGCCAAAUACAAGAUGGAGAAUAUGAAUGUCGUCCUCUGGGAAAUGGUGUCUGCUCUGUAUGCGGUGAUCCCCACUACAAUACCUUUGACAAACACACCCAUCAUUACAUGGGAGCCUGUUCCUACACCCUGACCAAACCUUGCAACGCCUCCUCUAGCAUGCCUUAUUUCACAGUGGAAACCCAGAAUGAACACAGAGGAAGUAAUAAGAAGGUUUCCUAUGUCAGGGCUGUGGUAAUCAAUGUGGACGGUGUGACUGUCAUCCUCGGUAAAGGCCGCACAGUCCAGGUCAACGGAACAGUGGUCGUCCCACCUGUCACCUCCAUCAGUGGAACUAAGAUCUACAUGAGUGGCAAGUUUGUUGUCUUGGAGACAUCCUUUGGCCUGAGAGUACGUUUCAAUGGUGACCACUAUGCUGACGUCAGUGUGCCAACCUCGUACAAUGGUCUGCUCUGUGGCAUGUGUGGAAAUUUCAAUGGAGAUCCAGAUGAUGACAACUUGAAACCAGACAAUACACCAGCUGCUAACACCAAUGAACUGGGAGACAGCUGGGAGGUUCCUGACCCACGGCCUGAUUGCACCAAUGGUGGAGGACAGGAAGACUGUGAUAAAGAGGUGGAGGAGGAGGCCAAUAAACCCACCAGCUGUGGCAUGAUCACAGAUCCCAAUGGUAUCUUUAAGCCCUGCCACACUGCCGUGCCACCUGAACCAUACUUUGGAAACUGUCGGUAUGACAUGUGUGCCACCGGAGGUCAGACUGUGGCUCUUUGCCAGGCCAUAGAAAGCUAUGCUGACAUGUGUGCUGCUGCAGGAGUCCACAUUGAAUGGAGAAGCAAUACUUUCUGUCCUCUGAAGUGCCCCGCAGGCAGCCAUUACAACCCGUGUGGCCCCGCAUGCCCCCAGCCCAGCUGUCAGGACCCUGCAGGCCCCAGUGGCUCCUGUGACCAGCCCUGUGUGGAAGGAUGUUUCUGUAACCCUGGCCUCAUCCUCAGUGGAGGGAAAUGUGUCCCACUCAGUGAGUGCGGAUGUACUGAGGGGGACGGAACAUAUCGGCCGGUAGGAGAUUCUUGGUUCACUGAGAAGGACUGCUCAGAACGCUGCAAGUGUAACAGCAACUUCAACAUCACCUGUGAACCGUGGCAAUGCAGCCCUGCUCAGGAGUGCAAAGUUGUCGAAGGACAACUGGACUGCCAUUCUACAGGUAAAGGCGUAUGCCAUGUGGCUGGAGAUCCCCAUUACUACACCUUUGAUGGUGUGAUGCACACAUUCAUGGGUACCUGCACUUACACUCUGGUGGAGGUGUGUAACUCCACCCAAGUAACUCCAUUUAAGAUAGUGGCCAAAAACGAAGAACGUGGUCAACCAGAUGCCUCCUAUGUUCGCUCCGUAAAAGUCUACCUGCCUCAUGACACCGUGGUUGAACUGCAAAAAAGCCACAGAGUUCUGCUGAAUGGAAGGCGGGUGCGAACCCCAAUUUCCAUUGAUGUGGCCGGCGCCAAGGUGAUAACCAGUGGAUCCUACAGUCUGCUGGACACAAACUUUGGUCUACAAGUGAAGUUUGAUGGAGUCCAUCACUUGGAGAUCACUGUUCCAGGAGAAUACUUCAACAAGCUGUGUGGCAUGUGUGGGAACUACAACCACGACUCCUCUGAUGACAACCUUAAACCCGACAUGACACCAGCCAAGGAUGUGAUUGAACUGGGCAAUAGCUGGAAAUCAGAUGGAGACAGUGAUCCUGGCUGUCAGCCAGACACUCGUCCAGACAUCCACCCCAACUGCACCGCGGAAGAAGAGAAGCUAUAUGAGACUAUAUGUGCUGAGGUCAUCCUCUCUGACCGGUUCAAGCCCUGCCACUCUGUAGUGCCCCCUGAGGCUUUCCUGGGUAACUGCAUCUAUGAUAUGUGUGAGUAUGACGGCAUGCAGGCUACGCUCUGUGACAACGUGGAGGCGUACGCUCAGGCCUGCCAGAGUGCUGGAGUCACCAUCAGCUGGAGGAACAGCACCUUCUGUCCCCUGCCCUGCCCUCCUAACAGCCACUACUCAGACUGCACUGCGCCCUGCCCCCCUACCUGCUCUGACCUGUUCCCCGUUUCCUGUCCCUUCCCUCCAACCACUUGUGUGGAGGGCUGCCAGUGUGACGCUGGCUACGUCCUCAGUGACAACAAGUGUGUUCCAAUGGACAAAUGUGGCUGUCUGGACUCAGAUGGACAUUACCAUGAUCUGGGAGACUCAUGGCUGACAGAUAAAUGUGCUGACUUAUGUACCUGUAACACUGGGGGCCAAAUUACUUGCAAGGACCACGGAUGUGAUUCUAACACAGUGUGUGCCCUGGACAAAUAUGGAGAGCUCUACUGCAAACCCACUCAGUUCAACAAGUGCAGCAUCUCUGGAGAUCCGCACUACAGAACAUUUGAUGGUUUCAGCCAUCACUUCCAAGGUCCCUACACCUAUGUCUUGACUCAGAGUCACAACCUACCGAACUCCCUGUCAUCCCUGAUUGUGAGGGGAAAGAACAUCAGACGUGGAGGGAACAAGAAGGUGUCAUUCCUGGAUCAGAUGUACAUUGAUGUUUAUGGUGUCAAUGUCCGCUUUCUGCAGAAGAAGACUGUCCUGGUGAAUGGGGAACGUGUUGCUCCUCCUCUCAGUCCAGUUGAUGGUUUGACCAUCACGAUGAACUCCAGGCAGAUGCAGCUCACCACUGACUUUGGACUCACUGUACGCUUCGAUGGUAGCAGUCGUGGAGAGAUUAUACUGCCCAGCACUUAUAAGAACUUUGUCAGAGGGCUGUGUGGAAACUAUGAUGGCAUCACCAAAAAUGAGUACAUGAAGCCAGAUGGGACGGUGGUCAAGGACGUGAACAACUUUGGAGAAAGUUGGCGAGUCAGUGACCGACAGGCUGAUGGACUGAAGAUCUUCCAGCUGCCUCACAUAGUCCACAGGCGAGAGGUAGAGACUGAUCUUGAUUCAGGAUAUGGGACAUCAGAUUGCUCUCAGUCUCAGCUCAAUGACUACAACAGUGGGGCUCAGUGUGGAGCACUGUCUGAUUCCAACGGACCGUUUGCCACCUGUCAUGCAACACUUUCUCCUCAAACCUACCAGGAUGACUGUGUGUUUGACCUGUGUGCUGAGCAGGGCAGUGCAGCGCUGCGUUGUGCCAGUUAUGAAGCGUAUGCUGUAGCCUGUCAGGAGGCUGGAGUCAAACUCGGAUCCUGGAGGCAGCAGCUGGACUGUGUCCUCACAUGUGAUGCCAACAGCACCUAUUCCUCUUGUAUGUCACCUUGCCCUGCCUCCUGUGCCGACCUGGCAGCACCUUCCGAUUGUGACUCCACUUACUGUAUGGAAGGGUGCAAGUGUGCUGCGGGCUUCGUCAUGAGUGAAGCAAUCUGUGUGCCGUACACACAGUGUGGCUGUACUUUCUUCAACAGAUACUACCAGCUGAAGGAGAAAUUUGUAACUGACGACUGUUCUCAGUCCUGCGAAUGCACCAGCACUGGUGUUGUGUGCGAACCUAAGACCUGCCAAGAAGGUCAUGUCUGCGCCAUCUACGAAUUCAAACGUGACUGUUACAGAGCUACUCCUUGUCUCAGUUAUCCCUGUCUAAAUGGAGGAACAUGUGAGGAAGCAGGAAACAACACCUACACCUGUCAAUGUGCAACAGGCUUCGAGGGCACAAACUGUGAGGUGGAGAUAACGCCGCCUGGAAAACUGGAAACCAAGUGGAUUGUCCUGAUCGCGGUCCUGGUCUCAGUGACUGUCUUCGCCAUUGUGAUAACUAUUGUGUGCGUCUGCAAAAAGAAAACCAGGUGAGUCUCACCUCAGUCUUAU
Molecule: messenger RNA, 9204 nt
Organism: Scatophagus argus
Lineage: Eukaryota; Metazoa; Chordata; Actinopteri; Scatophagidae
Gene: zanl
Product: zonadhesin, like
Exons: 51
Coding region: 1-9186 (3061 amino acids)
Cellular component (GO): extracellular matrix; membrane
Molecular function (GO): protein binding
Source: RefSeq, a predicted model, not a curated record